Messenger RNA from Musca domestica (house fly), 1432 nucleotides. RefSeq names its product hydroxyacylglutathione hydrolase, mitochondrial (gene tzn). Lineage: Eukaryota; Metazoa; Arthropoda; Insecta; Diptera; Muscidae. The record is from RefSeq and is a predicted model, not a curated record. The coding region runs from base 315 to 1226 and encodes 303 amino acids. The transcript is spliced from 5 exons. Gene Ontology annotation, molecular function: hydroxyacylglutathione hydrolase activity.
UUUAGAUUUUGCGAAAAAAAGAAUUUAUUUAUUAAACGUGAAAGCACAAUAAAACAUUAGUUUUUUUUAUACAAACUAUACACUGCAUGUUGUUGCUUUUUUGUACUAACUAGUUUUAUACGCAACAUUUAUACAAAUCAUCAACAAGAGACUGUAAAGGACCACAUACAAUAUAAAAAGGCCAUUAGAAAAUAAAAAGACUGCAUUCAUUUUAUUGUGUGAAAGUGUUGUUGUUCGGGUCGGUCAAGGUUAAAGGUUGUGCACAAAGAUAACAGCUACAGCGAACAAAAAAACAUCGUGUGUAAUUUUGUGAAAUGCAUACCCUAUGGCAACGUUUCCAAAAUAGUGUCUUGCAAAAUUUAACUGCAACAUAUUUUCGAGCUCAAAAACUGCGCAAAGUAGGAUUCAGAGGCAUGCAUACAUCUGUGGAGGAUUUAAAAAUGGCCAACAUGAAGGUCAAAAUAUUGCCAGCCUUACAGGACAAUUACAUGUAUUUGAUCGUUUGUGAUGCCACCAAAGAGGCGGCAAUUGUUGAUCCCGUCGAUCCAGAGUGUGUUCUCGACGCCGUUAAGCAAGAACAAGUAAAUCUUACCAAAAUCCUAACCACCCAUCAUCACUGGGAUCAUGCCGGCGGCAAUGAGAAACUUUUGAAAAUGUGUCAAAAAUCCCUACAAGUCUAUGGAGGUGAUGAACGCAUCGGUGGUCUCAACUGCAAAGUGAAACAAGAUGAUUCCAUACAAAUUGGUGAUCUGAAAGUGACCUGUCUUUUUACACCCUGUCACACAACUGGUCAUAUUUGCUAUUAUGUUGAGGCACCGAAUGGAGAGCGCUGUGUAUUCACCGGUGAUACUUUGUUCCAGGGUGGAUGUGGUCGUUUCUUUGAGGGCACGCCCGAACAAAUGUAUUCGGCCCUGAUUGAGAAAUUGUCGGCUUUGCCCGAUGAUACAAAGGUUUUCUGUGGUCAUGAAUAUACCCUACAAAAUAUGUCCUAUGCCCGGCAUGUGGAACCCCUCAAUGAGGAUAUACAAAAGCGUAUUGAAUGGGCCAAAUUACGUCGCGCCACCAAAUCGCCCACAGUGCCCUCAACAAUUGCCGAGGAGAAGUUAUGGAAUCCAUUUAUGCGUGUCCAUGUGGCCAGUGUCCAGAAACAUGCCCAGCAAUCGGAACCCAUUGCCACCAUGGGUAGUUUGCGCAAGGAAAAGGAUAAUUUUAAGGCUCAUUUGUAAAAUGUGUGUCCGUAAUUUAUUUUGUAAAAAUUUAUUAAGAAUUUAAUUUACAAAAAAAAAGUAAUGCGCACAAUUGGAAUGUCAAAUCCUUUCGAGGAAAUUGUAAGUGAUAAAAUUUUAAAUAGUAAUUUGUAAUUUUGUUUUCAGUUUGAAAUUGGAAAGUCUGUGAAUAUUUUUUGAAAAAAUAAAUAUGGAUUUGAUCACAA